AUGUCCCCUUUCCUCGUUGUCGUCGUUACCGUCCUUCUGUCGCUUGCCGUGAAUGUUAAGGCCGUGGAUGGCGACAUUGAAUGCGGUANCGCGAUGGCAUGUUUCCCGUGGGCGGGGGAACAAGAGGGGUCGCCGUGCAUUCGCGGCCAACGAAUGAACCUUCGCUUUAUGCUGGACGUUGCGCAGGAGAACCUUGACAUGGAAGGUGGUGCGAAUACGACCGUAGUGUACGGAUUCUGCCCUAUUGUCGACCGCCUCGAGACCUUUUCGCUGGCGUAUGCACCUGAAUUGGUGAGUGUCUACGACAAAGACGGCGUACAGACUCUUACGCGUUCGAUUGGUAGAAAAUAUCUUUCUGUGUAUGGGUUUGGUAUGUCGAAUAGUACUUUUUUUCCUCAGAAAGGCGUCUCCGCGGGUGCAGUACUUAUCGCAAUGAAUGGAAGUACAUUAUGUGGCUCCUACCGUUCAGUGGCGCUGGUACAUACCUUGACACUGGACAUCGGCUUCUACAAGGGAAUGUUUAACUACAUUGGGGCCACGGAACGCUCCCAAUCGCCUGUAAAGAGUGACGACUCAACCAAGAACGGUGCAUCCGGCAGUCUUGAGAACUCUCUUUUCGAGGCAGAUGAAGUCGUGGUGCAGCCUGCAAUGGUUGGAUUCCGUCCAACCUGCGACGCCAAUGAUGUGUGUCUCUUUGAUCCAAAUAGUGUUUGCGUGGGGUCGAUUGUGGGAAAGAAGAACUGCGCGACUUGUUACAGAUCUCCCACAGAGAUACACAAUGCCCGUCUUAGUGUGUGGACGUCGUACUACGGGACGGACUUUAAGGGUCGUCCGAUGCGGAGCAGUGGUUUGAACCCCUUGAAUUACCAGCAGUUCGCAGGAAAUGGGCUGUUCAAUGAUAUAUCACGUACCCUUGACUCUUUAAGAGAAGGAAAUCUCGAUGCCCUCGGGUAG
Molecule: messenger RNA, 954 nt
Organism: Trypanosoma grayi
Lineage: Eukaryota; Euglenozoa; Kinetoplastea; Trypanosomatida; Trypanosomatidae
Exons: 1
Coding region: 1-954 (317 amino acids)
Source: RefSeq, a predicted model, not a curated record